Molecule: messenger RNA, 1419 nt
Organism: Hermetia illucens (black soldier fly)
Lineage: Eukaryota; Metazoa; Arthropoda; Insecta; Diptera; Stratiomyidae
Exons: 2
Coding region: 52-1338 (428 amino acids)
Source: RefSeq, a predicted model, not a curated record
GCGUCAAUUGGCCGUUACUGGUGGCUCGCUUUACUAACCAGUUGUCACACUAUGAAUAUUUAUUUGAUAUUUUUCCUGGUCCCAUUAUGCGUAGUUAUUCAUUCCACAGCAGCUCGUCGAGCCCAUGGGAAACGAUAUGACCACAAUAGUGAAACGGGAAACUUUGAAAAUGUUCAGGCGAAUGACCGUGGAGAUGAAUUUCAUCAACUAUCUGAUGAGACUAGUGCAGAUCAGAUUCAUUUACAAGAAGAUGCUGCUUCCGGAGGGUAUCAAAAAAGCAAUCCUGAACUAGGCGAUCACGUCACGGAAGAUGCGGCUACAACUGCGGACACCACACUAGAAGAAAAUGAUCAAAAAGACGUCGAAGCAAGUCUACCACAAAGUCAUACUAUCGUAAGGAAAUAUGGAUCUUUAGCAAAUGUUCCCGCACAGCAAAUGGGAUAUGGCUUCAAAUUUAGCUCUGUUAUCCCGCAAGACAUUCGAUACACUUAUGACAAGGAAGUUCCCAUACCACAACCUGAAGGAUUGAGUGGAAAUGAAGAGGACGCAAGUUCACAGUUCCCAGCUCAACACUUGGAAGGUCUGGCACAAGAAGCUGAAAUUCAAUAUGACCAGGCUCCGCCAGAAGUGGAUGGCAAUGAUCAGGUGUCAGAAGUGAGUAUUCAUAGAACGGACUCGGACGAUAGUCAUGAUGAAGAAGGUUACAGCAUAGGAAGCGGUUUGAGGUCCAUUGCUCAAGGAUCUGCCCACCAAGCCCAUUCGGCGGUCGUUAGCCAAAACAUUGCAGCUCAGCAAGCCGCCUUUAUAGCGAAGAGCACUUUGGCUCAGUCCGCUAUUCAAUCGGCAGCAACAGCCAUUGCUGCACUUGCCGGAAAGGAAGUUCUAUUUCACAGUCUUGAAAGGCAAACAGAGAACGCUCGAAAUGCUCUCAAUCACGAAAUCAGUCAACUGCAGUUAACAAAAAAGACAGCAGCGUCGGCCAGACAUGCUGCACAAAAGGCUGCAUACCAUGUGUCUGUUUUGGUAGCUGCUCUGAACAAUGCUCAACAAGCAUCUGAGCGGUCAGAAGAGAAUGCCAAGGCAGCUGCAGCUGAACUUGCUUCACAAACAACCAUGGUUGGUGAAGCGAAAGGUCGUUUGGAUACUAUCACAGGGAAACUGAGGGCAGCUCACAUUGACUUUGAAGCUACUAAGAAAGCUGCUAGUGAAGCCUCAGCCGCUGCAGAGGAGGCCCAGCGCAAUGCCCUCGUGCUAGGAGAGCAAGCUUCUCUUGUACUUCACCCGCGAACCGUAGUAGUAGACCCGCAUUAUCACAUCCCUGCGUAUGCAAUACAUUAGUCGUGACUUCGUUAGGAUAGGAUUUAUUUAUGUAGAUUUAAGGCAAAUUGUUGUUACUUGUUAUACUAUGUUCAAUUAAUA